CAGCCGCCGUAAGACAUCUCGUAAGAGUCCGCCUCCUCCAUAAGCAUCGCUCAGACAUGGCGCGCCGGAGCAGUGCCACCAGCGCGACUCGGGCCGCAGUCGCCGUCGCGACCAUCGUGCUGGCCCUUCUGGCGCAUUCUGCGUGCGGCGUCAAGGAGCUAGACAAGAAGCAGCUCGCACUCAUCGCAAAGGCCGAAAGCAGUAAGCUCGCGCCGGACCUGAUCGAGACGAUACCGCGAGGCAUCUUCGAGGCGAAAUUCAAGUCGGGCGAGAUAGCCAUGGGUAACCACUUCACCCCGGAGCAGGCGUCCAGCGCGCCGUCUGGCAUCGACUUCCCGAGAACCGCGGGCUACACGUACGCGAUAGCCAUGCUGGACCCCGACGCGCCCAGCAGGUCGGACCCCAAGUUUCGGCCCAUCCUCCACUGGCUCGUGGUCAACUUGGAUGCGGGAGACGCCAAGGCGCCCGUCGACUACAAGAAGGGAACCGAGCUGUUCAGGUACCGCGGUCCCAAGCCUCCGAUGGGAUCGGGCCCGCACCGGUACGCCUUCCUGGCGUACAAGCAGUACAAGCACAUCGACAUGCCCCAGACGCUGAUCGUGCCGUACGACAAGAGGAAGAACUUCAACAUCACCAAGUUCGCCAAGGAACACAGCUUGGGCAAUCCCAUAGCGAUAAAUUACUUUCUCGCCGAGGACGCGUACGUGGACGGAGUGACCCCGAUGCUGUCCUGGUUGACCAUCAUUGCUCUGGCGCUAGUUGGACUCCUCUGCCGCGUCAUGUUGAUGUAUUACUAAGCGAAAUCAGUCUGCCGUCUAACGCUCCCAGUGGCGCACUUCAACUGUGAUGACAGUGUGCAAGAUCAUUUAUACGUGAACUGUGGCACGUCAACGGUGGGCGGCUCAAGACGAGCAGAGUGCUGUUCGCUACGGAGGUGAACGGGGGUCUGACUUGGUGGUGGUGGAGUGCGUUGUAGCGACGAUGUGAUGCGCGUGGAGUGAUUGUAAAAAAAGCGCAGAACGUCUUGGAACAACGUCAACGACAUCAGCAAAAGGAUGAAAAUUAUGGCCGACUUGUUCUUGACCUCCCCCCCCCCCCCCGCCCUCUUUUUUUUUUCCACGAAGAACAUACAGCAUGGAAAAAGAAAAUUUCCCGCCGCCAGUUUCACUGUCGUUCCGCUGUAUUGCCGCGCUAAAUUUUCGCAACUAAGCAGGAAGU
Molecule: messenger RNA, 1218 nt
Organism: Rhipicephalus sanguineus (brown dog tick)
Lineage: Eukaryota; Metazoa; Arthropoda; Arachnida; Ixodida; Ixodidae
Product: protein D3
Exons: 1
Coding region: 57-797 (246 amino acids)
Source: RefSeq, a predicted model, not a curated record